Messenger RNA from Betta splendens (Siamese fighting fish), 3815 nucleotides. RefSeq names its product coiled-coil domain containing 66 (gene ccdc66). The record is from RefSeq and is a predicted model, not a curated record. Gene Ontology annotation, molecular function: microtubule binding. Gene Ontology annotation, biological process: cilium assembly. Gene Ontology annotation, cellular component: microtubule; cilium. NCBI's taxonomy places the organism in Eukaryota, Metazoa, Chordata, Actinopteri, Anabantiformes, Osphronemidae.
AUCAAAGCCGUUCUUGGUCGUUGUCAGUAACCAACGUACACAACAUGACAUCCAGGAACUGGCGUGUAUUUUAUAAUCUGGACAGAAAGCCCUUCUUCUAAAAUUGCAAUUUGUAUAUUAUUCGUGUUCAUUUGAUUUUAUAAGGUUUCCAGUUAACGCACGUCAAUCUUGGGAAACGAUUUUUUAUCGGAAUGAAUCUCGGAGACGGCCUGCUGUUUGAACUUGAAAAUGGAAAACCUAAAUUGAUUUUGCUCAGUUAUGGUGUGGAUAAAAAUUCAAAAAAGCAGGUGUCCCUGAGGCCUAAAGCAGCUACCAUCCCCAGUUCCAAACAACUCUCCUUUGUAGAGGAGCAAGAGUGUCCAGCCCAUCAACAGGCAGGGAGGCACAGAGAGGGCAAGAGUAAGGGUGAAGGAGUAGCCAGGUCUUUCACCUCCAACAUUACAACACCUGGAGGGAGGAAUGCCACCCUGAAUUUGUCCAAGGCACACGAGAAUCACAAAGGAGGCAGCAUCAGAGCUGCAGCCAAAGUGAAGCCAGAGAGACAUAAACACAUUACUAAUGAUGACACCAUGAGAUCCAACUGGAAAACAGCACAGCCUCAGAAAAUUGUGAAACACAGCAGUGGAAGGGACACGCUGGCCAGUAGGAACACACAAUCAAAGGAAAGUAUGGUGUGUCUGACCAGUGAGCAGCUGCAACAGAUCCUCAACACUUUUCAGACUUCCAGCAAUGGCCAUCACAUGCCUGAGGAGCAAAGGAAUGAAGGAAAUCAAACGGACUCAAAAUUUCUCUCUUCAAUGAAUGGGCAAGGAGGAGAGAAGAACCAGGAAGACAGUGGAGGUGGAGAAAAUAUAAAGCAAAGAGAUAGAGGAGAAAGUGAUGCAUCAAAAGUUUCAGUGGAAAAAGACAGGUUCUCUGGGUGUUUGUUUAGCUGGCUGGAGGAGCAACAGCCGGACAGCAGAGCAACCAUCGAUGCUAAGAAGGCUCAGUGGAGGAAAGAACUAGAUGAGCAAGUGGCAUUAAAACAGCAGCGUCCUUCUCCCGGCACGCUCCAGGUGGCAGAAGACAGAGAAAGUGUGUUAUCGGUUCGAACCUCCAUCAGUCAAAAAGAGCUGCCAGCAGCCAUCAAAUCCAGCCUCAAACUUGGGGAGGUCACACCGAUGGAGGAGCUGCUAAGUGCGGAGAAGCGAGAGAAGCGUGAGGAGCAGAGGAGACGCUGGCUGGAGGAGCUGGACCGACAGAGGGAGGAGAUGAGUGAACGCAGAAAACGAGACAAACUGCUACAGAGCCAGACAGAGGACCACGAGCUCUGGGCCAAUCACUUUGACUCGCUGCAGAGGAGGCCUCAUGUCCAGUCAGAGGGUCCAUCAGCUCCCACUAAUGCCCCAUCCAAUGGCUCUGAGCGGGGAGAGUGGGAGCCAUCUUCCAGCCUGUCCUUGGUCUGGGAGGCCAUGAGUAGUUGUGGAGCAGAGAGUGUUGGUGCAGCCAGUGUAGACACAACCAGUGGAUACCAGACCAGAGCCAGCUAUCUGAGAUCUAUGACUGCCCUGCUGGACCCCGCCCAGAUAGAGGAAAGAGAGAGGAGGCGACUUAAACAGCUGGAACAGCAGCGAGCAAUUGAGGCCCAGGUGGAGGAAAGAAAGCGGCAGAAGGCUCAGGAGGAGGCAAGUAGAAGAAAGGAGGAGGAAGAGGAGGAGAGGAGGGUAGCACAGGAGAGGGACACGCUGCGGAGACAGUACGAGCUCGCCUCAGUGAAGGAGAGGCAUAAGGAGAAAGCAAACCAUCAACGUGAGCAGACGCAAAAGAGCCACAACAAUGAACGACUGCAGGAGAAACCAGAAGCCAGUGAUACAAGACAUGAUGGCAAUGGUUUGAAAAAGGAUGUCAGUAAUUCAGUCUGCCCGUACAGAGACAUGGCUGUACAGACAGAGGCAGCUCCCUCCCUCCUGCUCGCAGCAGAAAGUCCUCAAACUCUUCCUGUCACUGCAAAGCACCAGGCACCUUCUUCUCAGUCCGUAGCUCCUUCAACCAGCAAGAACCGAGCAACAAAAACAGGCAAGGAGAAUAUCUGUCUCCAAGGAGGAGGAGACCCUUAUGAGGCGUUUGCCAGGACAGACAGAAGCAGGAGAGACAGGAGGAGGCCAGAGUGGAACAUGCAAAGACCCAGCCGUCGGUUCGUUCCAGCGUCGGAGCGUUACCCUGCAGCUCUGCAGAGGAACAGACAGGAGAGUCGACUGAAGAGGCAGGCUGAGCUCGUUGCCCUGCAGGAGAGGGCCUGUCUGGCCAGGACGGAGCCUCCUCCACAGAGUCAGGACCCAGAGACCAGAACCAGUCCUGACCGUGAGGGGGAGUGUGUUUCCAGAGGACAGAGCAUCUCUGCAGCAAAUGGCACUGAAAGGGGUCGCUCUCCCCCCGUCCCUGCCGUCAGUCACAGAAUGCGGAGUCAGCAGUCCUGCAGUCCUUCUCCUUCGGUCCUGGACUUCAUUCCCUACGUUCGAACUGAUGAAGUCUUCAACUUGGACCCACUGGAGCCAGCCAACACCCCCCAACAGGACACACAGCCAGAAGAUCCUCCACAGUGCUCAGCAUCCCCUCUUCCCUCCUCUCAACGAGACCCCCUCCUUCAACCAGAGCUGCUCCGUAACACACACACCCACCGACAGCAAGAGAUCCUGAGAGGCCUGGCUCAGCUACGGCAGGGUUUGUUGCAGAAGCAGAGAGAGCUGGAGACCGACCUGAAUCCUCUACUGAAGCAUCGUGACAGUGAGCUCCGGACGACCUCAGCCUCGCACCGCAUGUGACUGCCAACACCUGACAAGCGCACUCAGAUGAGUGUGUGUUUUAAACAGCCGUCAUGAAGAACAUUUUUAAACCUUAAAAUAAACUGCGAAUCUGAAGAUUUUAUUCAGUUGUUGACAGACGUUGGAACUGGAUGUUCAAUGUGCCACUAGAAAAAAAAGGAGAGGAGGACUGGUUCAGUUUGACCAUGAUCCUUGUUCUGUGUAGAAACGUAUUUUCAAAUAACCAAACCAAGUUACACUAACUUAUGAAUGGCAUUUGCUGUGUUUCUUAGGUCAGGACCACUGGUAGUAACAGAGGUAACUGAUAACGAGAACGGCAGUGUGGAAAAGCUGUGAACCUGUUUUCAACUGACAUCAUCAAAGGUUUAUUUUUCCCUUUUUAUCAAGAGACUUUUGGCUUUAAGAUCAGAAGAAGGAAAUCAUUGUGUUGGUACUAAAUUGGUUUUAGAUUCAAACAUCACUAAAAGAGAAGCAGAGUUUGAUGUGUUUGAGUGUGGUGAUGUUCAGUGGCUGCGUUUUGACCACAGCUCAUCACUGGCAGAAAAACAGAUGUAUUACAGAGGGUCGCUUUAAACACUGCUGCUUAUAUUAGACACUUGUCCAAAAUGGUUUCAUCAGAGACUCCAAAAAGUAUCUAAUAUUAUGCAUAAUGUGUCUGAAUGGGCUUUACCUUCAGCUGAACAAGAGCAAACCAUCACUUACCGUUUAUGUUCUCACUCACCUUCCUGUUUUCUGCUUCGUUGUUUCUACCUCGCAGAUUCCUUUCAAAAUGAAUGUAAAGGGAUGAGCAAUGUUAUGAUGUCGGCAUUGUAUUUUAUAACUUUUAAAUGCACUUUGUGUAUAAAUGGUACUGGUACUGGCCUUCUUUAGGAUCAGGAGGCAUCACACUGGAGAAGCUGUUGAAUUACUUUGUAUCAAUGAUGUGUUUACAGCUUCCUGCAGGCUUAUGCUUGUUACAUUUUAUUAGCUACUGUGUUUUUAAUUUAAUGUAAUAAAUGCUGAAGACACUAAAAA